Messenger RNA from Didymella exigua CBS 183.55, 2692 nucleotides. RefSeq names its product GMC oxidoreductase. Gene Ontology annotation, biological process: secondary metabolite biosynthetic process. Bases 467 to 2389 code for a protein of 640 amino acids. Gene Ontology annotation, molecular function: oxidoreductase activity, acting on CH-OH group of donors; flavin adenine dinucleotide binding. NCBI's taxonomy places the organism in Eukaryota, Fungi, Ascomycota, Dothideomycetes, Pleosporales, Didymellaceae. The transcript is spliced from 2 exons. The record is from RefSeq and is a predicted model, not a curated record.
GCUGUAAAGACUCUGCUAGUAGAAUCUACUAGCUACAAAGUCGCGAGUUACACCCGCUGAAAGGGUGAGAAUUAGGGUACAUCACAGGUGUCGACUUACUUCACAAGUGCCACUCGCUAGCUGGGGCACCCCUACUAGGGCUAUCACCGACGUAAACUGUCUAUGGUACGAUCGUCCAGGUGGAUAUCGGUAGGAAGGCUUGCAACCGACCCGCAAAACGUUCACUUGUCCCUAGGGAGAUGGCUCGACAAAUUCGAUUCCGCCUGUUCACCCAUGGUCGAGAAAUGCCGAGCACCGAACAUCGAUAGCCCAGCCUUGCGAGGCCUAGGCUGUUGAAUUCAUCUCUUUUUGAACACUUACAAACAUUCGACUGCCUGCGCGUGAGCUCAGGCAAGUCGUGCGGUACAUUCAUUUCCGCCAUUUUGUUGUGCGAAUCCUAUCGGCGUUCAUUCUCUAAUCCACCGUCAUGGGUUCCCUCUUCAACAGCAUCUGUCUCUUCACCUGCUGGCUGCCGAACAUCCUGAGUCCACCCAAGCAGUCAGUGCCCGGCUCUGAGCCGGACAUCGCGUACAAAACCUACGACUACAUCGUCGUAGGAGGCGGUCUUACAGGACUCACAGUCGCGAACCGUCUGAGCGAAGAUAGCGGUCGGACGGUUCUAGUAAUCGAGAACGGUUAUGUUAGUGAUGACGUCUCUACUCAAGUACCGUCAUAUGCAAACAGCUUGAACACGGGGCUGAUGUAUGACAUAACAUCAGCUCCUAAUGUCAAUAUUGGCGGCCAGACAAAACCUGUGUGGGUUGGCAAGGUCGUUGGCGGUGGUUCAGUCGUGAAUGGUAUGGCGUUUGACCGCGCGUCAGCUGCCGACUAUGAUGCUUGGGAGCAACUCGGAAACAACGGAUGGGGGUGGAACAGCCUUCUGCCCUAUUUCAAGAAGUCCACCACAUUCACACCACCCACUGGUGCCAACGUCAAAGCAUGGGGCAUGACGUUUGACGCAUCAUAUUAUGGCACAAAUGGUCCUAUCCAGGCCUCGUUUCCCAAUUUCGAAUACUCCGAUAUCACCACCAUCUGGGCAUCAUACAAAGCUCAGGGUGUGCCUCUGCCCAAAGAACAUGCUUCCGGCAACGCUGUCGGCGCCUACUGGAUCCCCACCGCUCUGCGACCGACGACACAGACUCGGUCAGAUGCUAGAAACGGAUACUACGACCCUGUAAAAAGCCGCAGCAAUCUCAUCCUUGUACAAGGAAAGACUGUGAAUGAGAUUCUCUUCGACCAGGGCUUGCUUACCGGAUACAAAGCCAAAGGUGUUCAAUACAUCUCGCGUUCGGACAAGUCUAUCAAGCAAGUCUAUGCGAGCCGCGAGGUCAUCAUGGCUGCUGGAUCCGUAUUCACCCCCCAGCUCCUCCAGCUAAGCGGCCUUGGGCCCAAGGACGCCCUUAACGCAGCAGGGGUACGUGUUAAAAAGGACAUGCCCGCCGUAGGUGCCAACAUGCAAGACCAUCCAAAUACCAACAUGCAGUUCGACCUUAAGAACUUAGCCACACCUAAUCCAUUGUCUGGCCUUGAUCCAUCGUUCAAUGCAUCAGCAUGGGCGCAGUACAAGAAGGAUAGGACCGGACCUGUCACCCAAGCCCACGGAAGCAGUCUUGCGUUCCUAAGCCUGCAGACCGUUACCGACAAGUACGAGUCCAUCGUCUCGUCCAUCAAGAGCCAAAACGCACGCUCCUACCUCCCAUCAGUGUACGACGACUCCAAGCUCCUCGCUGGCUUCAAGAAGCAACGUGACAUCAUCGCGAACCUUCACUCCCGCGCCGAUGCAGCAGUCGCGGAGUUCCCAAUGGUCGCGUUUGGCCUCGCUAUCGGUGCGCUGCAGCGCCCGUUGUCGCGCGGCACCAUCACAAUCAACCCUUCGAAUAAAUUCGGCGCACCAAUCGUACAAUGGAAUACGUUCCAGAACCCCAUCGAUCGCCAGAUCAUGGUUGAGAUGGUGCGCUGGCUGCGUCAGCACUGGGCACGCCCGGAGCUAAAGAAAUUCCAGCCCGUUGAGAUCGUCCCCGGCACUGGCGAGACGGACGACGAGAUCAUCAAUGCGCUGAUACAGACCAAGUCUCUCGAGGCAAGCUUUGCGCACAUGUCUGGCACUUGCUCAAUGAUGCCUGAAGCAUAUGGUGGUGUCGUUGGUAGCAACUUGCUAGUUUAUGGUGUCAAGCAGCUAAGCAUCGUUGAUGGCAGUAUCAUUCCACUGGUACCGGCCACGCAUCUUCAAGCCACUAUGUAUGCGGUUGCCGAGAAGGCUGCAGAUCUGAUCAAGGCGAGGAAUCCAGUGGCGGCGGCCCCGUCGAUCUUCAAUGCUCUCAACAUCUUUAAUCGUUUCAGACUGUGGUAGUUGCAGCCAUUCAGUGCUCUUGUUCAAUGUAUAUACUUUCUUUCCUAGAAUCUCAGUCAUUCUCAAAUGUUCGCCUGCCUCGAGGAUAUUGCUGCUGUUGCUGUAUUUCCCCUGACGAGAUCGAAUUGUCGGCACCAGCAACUCGUGGGUGAUAAACGAUCAUCACCGUGCAUUGACGUACUCCGAAGGACCAUCUUGGUGUCAUUUCAAGGAGUAUAUUUGUCGUAAAGGCCUGAACUGCGGGCCAGGCGGCAAAAUAGAUGUGUUAUCUAAAUUUGCUUAUAAACAAUCCAAUUGCUCUGC